GGUCACCUUCAAGAUGAUCGACAAGAGUCGCAGCGAGGAAGCCAGGGGAGAGUUCGUGCGGUGGGCGCUGCAGGAGCGCUGCAUGUCUGUGGAGGAGCUGCUGGAGUACCCCGGGCUCAUCGAGGAGGGAGAGGAGGCAACCAUGCAGCUGAACCCAAAGCUGUCUGGCGAGGACUCGCUGGUCUUCGAGGAGAAGGUGAGUCUCAGGCGGCGACGGUGGCUGGAGGGCGAAGAUGGCGGAUUCGGCGGGUCGCGGAAGGCGUUCGUGAAGGAGCACGCCAGCGGGAAGCAGAGACACAAGCGCACGGAGAUCAACAAGUCCCUCGCGAAGGAGUCCAAGAAGAGGUCCAAGGGUGGGCCCUCCGUAUUCUGAUGGACUGCGUGGCGAACGUGCAACCAGGACGAGCACCGCGUCGACGAGCGCCCGCCCGCGGACUUUCCCGGGUGCGGCGGGCGCGCGCGCGCACCCUACCUCACCGACGAGCAGGGCCCGGAGGACCCGCGGAGUGCCGCGCCACUCGGCGGCGCGCCGAACAGUGCCCCGGUCGGGCGCGGCUCCCGCGCGCGGUGGCCAGAGCUGGCGCAGCGGGCUUCGGUGCGCCGCGCUGCAGU
This is a messenger RNA of Prorocentrum cordatum, 612 nucleotides long. The record is from the annotation of a GenBank genome assembly. NCBI's taxonomy places the organism in Eukaryota, Dinophyceae, Prorocentrales, Prorocentraceae.